AUGACGACGCAGAAUGUGGUGGUGCAAGAGGCGGUGACCAUGGCGGUGCCGCCGCCGGCCGCUGUCCCGAAUUCCUCUCCCAUGUUUCCCUACCCCCCGCCGAGGGCGUCCCCGGGGUACGCCCGCAAGAAGAGUUUUCUGAAGAUGGUGGACAUUGGCGGGGCUCCAAACUCUGGCAGGAUCUUCGUCUCGUUGGAGUCCAUGAGGGCGUCCUCCCCGACGCACCUCAAAGCCCCGACUGCGCUCUUGACUGACGACGACGAUCGUCUCUCCUGGAUGGUGAGUCGCCAACUUUCUCUCUUUCUCGCUCUCUCUCCCUCUGCUUCUGUCUCUGUACGUCCUCCCCUUGGGCCUCUGCUUCCUGGGAAUUGCUGACGUCGGUCCACCAUUCGCAGCGCGACCAUCCCUCGGCGCUGAACAUGUUCGAGGAGAUUGUGGGCAUGUCAAAGGGGAAGCAGAUAGCCAUGUUCCUCGACUACGACGGGACUCUCUCCCCCAUCGUCGACGACCCCGAGGUCGCAUUCAUGUCUGAAGCGGUUCGUCUCCAGUACCCUCCUCUUCCUCCUCCUGCCCUUCUCCUCCUCUGUUCCCCAUUCACGUACUUCCAACAAAAGUUUUCUGUAGUCUGAUUCGUUUCUUGCCUCAGAUGAGGGAGGCCGUCCGGGACGUGGCCCAGUACUUCCCCACGGCCAUUGUCAGCGGCAGAUGCAAGGACAAGGUUAAUAUCUCAUCCAACACCAUAACUUGUUCUGUUUCUGUCUUCUUUCCUUUUCGACGAUGGCUAGCGAUAGGUUUUCAACCUUUGCUGCUCUAAAAGACCUCUCAUGCAUCGGUGCAGGUGUUUGGCUUUGUGCAACUUGCGGAGCUUUACUACGCGGGGAGCCAUGGCAUGGAUAUCCAAGGUCCUGAGGCGUCCAUCGGCAGUAAAUGCACCAGGGUAUGCUUUCCGACCCAGAAGAGUGGAUCCACAUAUCCAUUUAUAUAAAUAUAUAUCUACAUACAGAGGUAGGAGGGGAGAGACAGACAGACAAAGAGAUUUAGUCUGUUUCGUUCUACGGAUUGUUCCUGGUUUAACGUGACGUGGAUUUGCUGCAGGGAAGCAAAUCAGUUCUUUUCCAGCCAGCCAGCGAGUUCCUCCUUAUGAUCGAUGAGGUGAGCUCAGCUUCUUCCCUCCCCCGCCUUGUCUUACCAGGUCCUUUCUAACGGGUCUCUGUUUUUCUUCUCUGGUUACUCACCUCUGAAGGUGUACAAGGCUCUGGUGGAGAAGACCAAAGCCAUACCCGGCGCGAAGGUUGAGAACAACAGAUUUUGUGUAUCCGUACACUUCCGCUGCGUGGAUGAGAAGGUGAGAGACAGAACCCUCAGUUAGGGCUCUGUUCUUGAGUUCUAUGUCGCUUAGUAGAGCUUGCCCUUGCCAUAACUGGGAAGGCCAGAGAUUGCUCUCCUCACCUUCUGUGUUUGCAUGUCUCAGAGAUGGGUCGGACUGGCGGAGCAGGUCGGGUCCGUCCUGAAGGGGUAUCCCAAGCUGCGGGUCACCCAAGGCCGCAAGGUACUUGGCGGGCUGAAGGGGUUCCCUUCCUUCUCUCAGUGAUUUAUGUAAACAAGAUGUGCGCAUCAAAGUGACUGACCUUCCCACUGCAGGUUCUGGAGAUCCGACCCUCCAUUAAAUGGGACAAGGGGAAGGCCCUCGAGUUCCUCCUCGAUUCUCUCGGUAAGCUUCACAUUUGCAAACCCCAGGGACGACGACUCAACCUGAAGUCAAAUGUCAGAUUUGACGAAUUUCUCCUUCCCCUUCUCCUCACAGGUUUCGCCGACAGCGAGGAUGUGCUGCCAGUGUAUAUUGGGGACGACAGGACCGACGAGGACGCUUUCAAGGUACCAUGACUCCGGCUCCGCCAUCUUUCUUUCUUUGUACCCCCUUGGUUUCUCCUCAAAUAUCAGCAGGUAGUUGAGGCCGCAAAGGUCCUCCACCGCCACCGCCGCCGCCUCCGUGGGCGACAACGCAAACCGUUAACUAUUGGUAUCCUGAUGUGAUCGCUCCUCCACCAGGUCCUACGAGAGAGAGGACAGGGGUUCGGCAUCCUCGUGUCGAAGAUCCCCAAGGAUACCAGCGCAUCUUAUUCCCUGCGGGAGCCCCUGGAGGCAAGCUCUCUCUCUCUCUCUCCCAGCGGCCUUCCUUUUCUGUUGGGGGAAGGCUUGGUCUAGGGGAUCACCAGUUGGGUUUGUCGGUGGAUCGUGGACCGAGACCCGCUUUCUCUCUCUAGGUUAUUUAAUGACUUAUGGGCCAUGCAGGUCAUGGAGUUCCUUAAGCGGCUGGUGGACUGGAAACGUGUCUCGACGAAGGGACGCGCGAGGGUGUAA
Spirodela intermedia is the source of this 2361-nucleotide messenger RNA. Lineage: Eukaryota; Viridiplantae; Streptophyta; Magnoliopsida; Alismatales; Araceae. The record is from the annotation of a GenBank genome assembly.